AUGACAUCUUCCCAGCCUUCUCCUUCUUACAUUAUCGUCGGGGCCGGUGUCUUCGGCACCUCGACCGCACUACACCUAGCCACCAAAUUCCCAGAUUCAUCUAUAACACUUAUUGACCGCGACGCGCACACAGCACAGAGCCGCGUGGCCGCAUCUUGGGAUUGGAAUAAGGUUGUGCGUGCCGACUACCGGAACUUGGUAUACUGCCGGCUCGCGCUCGAAGCGCAGGACGUCUGGCGCGCAGACCCCCUGUGGCGCCCGUUCUACCGCGAGACGGGCAUCUACUGGAUUAGUCGCACAGGGUUCGCACGUCAGGUUUUAGAUAACUAUGCUCGGCUAGGACGGGCUACGGAUGGCAUGCGUAUCGUGCCAGUGGAAGAGGCGAAGAGGUUGUAUGGGGGAAUUUUUGACGGGGCGGAUUAUACGGGGGUUGAGAAUGUGCUGGUCAAUGAGACGAGUGGGUGGGCAGAUGCUAAGGGAGCGCUGCAGGCUGUAACGGAGAAAGCGGUUGAAAAGGGUGUCAGAUUCGUCGCGGCUGAGAUUGAGGAGUUAUCGUUUGGGGAGGAUGGAGAGUGUGUUGGGGUUUUGACUAAGGACGGAGAGAUAUAUACCGCUACGCAUACGAUAUUGUCGACUGGUGCUUUUACACCAAAGUUGCUGGAUAGAAUGUCUCAGAAGACCGGGCGAGAUGAGUUCCUUGCUGGGGACAGAAUGAUCGCGGCGGGAGUAACGACUGGGCUGGCGCAGCUUGAUGAUAGCACUGCGGAGGAGUUCUCAGGGAUGCCAGUUGGUAUUCAAGAGAAUGAUCCCGAGAGAGGUGCAAGUAAUGGCGCUUUACCGCCGACCAAAGACAAGAAACUGAAGUGGUGGGGCCAGUGCAUAUUCAAGAAUACACAGACGAUGCCCUCUGGUCGUCAAAUCUCCGCACCACCAGCUUUCACGGACUACUCGCAAUGGACGAUCCCGGAUACUCUAGUGCAAGACCUCGAAUUUGCCAACAAAGCCACAUUCGGGAAACGCGGAGAGGCGUGGAAGGUUUCGGAACAUCGCAUAUGCUGGGAUGCGGUUACACCCAGUGAAGAUUUUAUCAUAUCGCCUCAUCCAGCUUCUAAGGGACUAUAUGUCGCGACCUGUGGCUCGUUUCAUGGGUGGAAGUUCUUCCCCGUCAUCGGCGAGUAUGUUACGAGGAUGUUAGACGGGUCUCUAGAAUCAGAACUGCAACGGCGAUGGGCGUGGAACCGUGAGCGUCCGGACCCAACAGGGAAUAAAGUCUGGCCUGUGAAAGAGUUAAGAGACUUAUAA
Molecule: messenger RNA, 1302 nt
Organism: Daldinia childiae
Lineage: Eukaryota; Fungi; Ascomycota; Sordariomycetes; Xylariales; Hypoxylaceae
Product: L-pipecolate oxidase
Exons: 3
Coding region: 1-1302 (433 amino acids)
Molecular function (GO): flavin adenine dinucleotide binding; sarcosine oxidase activity; saccharopine oxidase activity
Source: RefSeq, a predicted model, not a curated record